Molecule: messenger RNA, 2104 nt
Organism: Lates calcarifer (barramundi perch)
Lineage: Eukaryota; Metazoa; Chordata; Actinopteri; Centropomidae
Gene: pinx1
Product: PIN2 (TERF1) interacting telomerase inhibitor 1
Biological process (GO): regulation of ribosome biogenesis
Cellular component (GO): nucleolus
Molecular function (GO): nucleic acid binding; telomerase inhibitor activity
Source: RefSeq, a predicted model, not a curated record
AUGUUUACAACAAACAACUGGCGUGGUCACAUUGUCUUCAGGCAUUUUACAGGAGCCCUACUCGCCUGUCGUCAAGCUGUUUAAGGACCCCAGGAUGUCCAUGCUUGCUGAGCCCCGGAGGAAACAGAAGUGGUCUGUUGACCCUAGGAACAGUGCCUGGAGUAAUGAUGAUUCCAAAUUUGGCCAGAAGAUGCUGGAGCGAAUGGGCUGGUCCAAGGGCAAGGGCCUGGGCAGGAGCGAGCAAGGCUCCACCGACCAUAUCAAAGUAAAAGUCAAAAACAACAACUAUGGACUUGGAGCCAAUGCCAGCUAUGAGGACAACUGGAUUGCCCACCAGGACGAUUUCAAUGAGCUACUUGCUCAACUGAACAACUGCCAUGGUCAAAACGAUAACGACGAACCUCCACCAGAUGAGCAGAAAGGAUUCAGCUUGGAGGAAAAAUCCAAGACCUCCAAAAAGAGGGUCCAUUACAUGAAGUUUACUAAAGGAAAGGACCUGUCCUCCCGUAGUGAAACAGACCUGAAUUGUAUUUUUGGGAAGAGAGCAAGAUCCGCUACAGACCAAGAGCAGGAGAGCAACAGCAGUGAUUCUCAGGGUGAGGCGGAGGAGAAUGCAACUCCCGCUACCACUGAACUGGAUACAGAGUCCAUCACCAAGACUGUGACAAGUACUCUCACUAUGCAGGAGUAUUUUGCGCAGCGAAUGGCUCAGCUGAAGAAGGCUCGGGGGCAGGCCCAGAGUCUGACAACCCCGGCAGAGACCAACGAGACAUCAAGUCCAUCCAAGGAACCAAGUCUAGGCCACAGUAGCAACGAUGAUGCAGAGGAGCCCAAGAAGAAGAAGAAAAAAAAGAAGAAGGCUGCAGAUGAGGUGGAAGUGCUAGAAGACAACAGCAGUGCUCCCAUCGUAGCGGAGGACGAUGAGAACCAGGAGCAGGAACGUUCAAAGAAAAAGAAGAAAAAGAGGAAAAUGGCAGAAAACGAAGGAGCUACAGAUGAGAACUGUAGCUCCACAUCUGGCGUGGAGCAGAACUGUGAGGAGCUGCCUCCUUCCAAAAAGAAAAAGCUUAAAAAGCACAAGAAGGAAACUGAGCUACUAAAUGGACACAAACCCUCCGAGGAUCAAACUGUAGAAUCAGAGAUUUCACAGAAAAAGAAAAAGAAACGCAGAGAGGAGGCAGACGUUAUCGUAGUAGAGGAUGAGGAGGAGGUGGUAGAGAAAAAAACCAAAAAGGACAAGAAAAAGAAGAAAAAACAUCAAAAAUAGGGUGGAGUUAGGGGUAAAGAGGAGUCCUUUAGUCUUCAGGCAUACUUGAUACUCUUUGUGCUGUUAUCACACAUAUAGAAAAAGCCUUUUAUGAGCUAAUCAAAUGUCUUGUUUUGUACAACCUAAAUACCUGUUCAUGAAGAACACUUUGCUACAGUGUGGAGAAAAGAUGUUUGCCACUUGAUCAAGCUGGACAGUAAAGCCACACACUUUUACUGGUGGACACUGGGAUACAUCACUGUUCCUGCAGAUGGUAAAAUGAUUUAAUGACAAGAUCAGUACCACUCAAAUCUGCACAGUGUAUAUGAUGCUGAGAAAUCAUACAUAACCAACAUAAAACCAUUGUGUGUUGUUUUUGUAAAUUGGCUUUUAUUCUGAUUCAACACACCAAACAUUACAUCUUAACUGAUGAGCUCUAGAGGUCCUGAUAGGGGGGUUUUGUCACCUUUGGACAGAGCCAGGCUACCUGUUCAGUCUUUGAGCUGAGCUAAGACAUGAGUGGUAUUGAUUUUUCUUAUUCAACUCUGGGCAAGAAACAAAUAAACAUAGGCCCUAAGAUGUUGAACUGUCCCUUUAAUCAGUUUCAAGAAUCUAUUUCUAAAUGUACUCCUAUGACUUGAUGUCUAAAAUGUAUUGAUGCAGACAUCUGAAGCUGACAGAAUAUUUUAACCAGCCCUCUUCAAAAUAAUCAGAUGAAACAAAUGUGCCACAUUAUGUAAAGUCACAUGUCUUAUGUUUUGUAGAUAAAAAAAAUGUAAACAAUGUGUCAAAAUGCAUACUUUCAAAGACCCAUCAUUUUGAAUGUUUCCAUCUUAAAUAAAUCAGCAUUACAAUUUA